Molecule: messenger RNA, 2421 nt
Organism: Pipistrellus nathusii (Nathusius's pipistrelle)
Lineage: Eukaryota; Metazoa; Chordata; Mammalia; Chiroptera; Vespertilionidae
Source: the annotation of a GenBank genome assembly
AUGAUGUGGCGUCAGAGCGGUCACAGGCAUCGUCUCACCAGGAUGAGCACGAGGAAGAAGGUGCACGCCUUUGUCCGCGUCAGGCCCACCGACGACUUCGCCCAUGACAUGAUCCGGUUCGGCAGCGACAACAAAACCAUCGACAUCCACUUGAAAAAAGACACUCGCAGGGGAGUUGUCAACAACCAGCAGACGGACUGGUCCUUCAAGCUGGACGGCGUGCUCCAUGACGCCUCCCAGGAGCUGGUCUACGAGACGGUGGCCAAGGCCGUGGUGGCCCAGGCCCUGGACGGCUACAACGGCACCAUCAUGUGCUACGGGCAGACGGGAGCCGGCAAGACGUACACCAUGACGGGGACCACGGAAAACUACAGGCACCGAGGCAUCCUGCCCCGGGCGCUGCAGCAGGUGUUCAGGAUGAUCGAGGAGCGCCCCACGCACGCCAUCACCGUGCGCGUGUCCUACCUGGAGAUCUACAACGAGAGCCUGUUCGACCUGCUGUCCACGCUGCCCUGCGCGGGGCCGGCCGCCGCGCCCGUGGCCAUCGCUGAGAACCCGCAGGGCGUCUUCAUCAAGGGCCUGUCGGUGCACCUGACCAGCCAGGAGGAGGACGCCUUCAGCCUGCUCUUCGAGGGGGAGACCAACAGGAUCAUCGCCUCGCACACCAUGAACAAGAACUCGUCCCGGUCGCACUGCAUCUUCACCAUCUACGUGGAGGCCCAUUCACGGACCUUAUCUGAUGAGAAGUACAUCACUUCCAAAAUCAACCUGGUGGAUCUGGCCGGCUCGGAAAGGCUGGGCAAGUCUGGGUCCGAGGGCCGGGUGCUGAAGGAGGCCACCUACAUCAACAAGUCGCUGUCCUUCCUGGAGCAGGCCAUCAUCGCCCUCGGCGACCAGCGGCGGGACCACAUCCCCUUCCGGCAGUGCAAGCUCACCCACGCCCUGAAGGACUCCCUCGGGGGGAACUGCAACCUGGUGCUGGUGGCCAACGUCUACGGGGAGGCGGCCCAGCUGGACGAGACGCUGUCCUCGCUGCGCUUCGCGAGCCGCAUGAAGCUGGUCACCACCGAGCCCGCCGUCAACGAGAAGUACGACGCCGAGCGGAUGGUCAAGAACCUGGAGACGGAGCUGGCACUGCUCAAGCAGGAGCUGGCCAUCCACGACAGCCUGGCCAAUCGCGCCCACGUGAGCUACGACCCCAUGGACGAGGUGCAGGUCGCCGAGAUCCACUCGCAGGUGCGGCGGUACCUGGACGGGACGCUGGAGGAGAUCGACGUCAUCAACCUCCGGCAGAUCCAGGAGGUGUUCAACCAGUUCCGGGUGGUUCUGACCCAACAGGAGCAGGAAGUAGAGUCCUCCCUGCGCAGGAAGUACACCCUCAUAGACAAGAACGACUUUGCAGCCAUUUCUGCCGUCCAGAAGGCAGGGCUUAUGGAUGCUGACGGCCACCUGGUGGGGGAGACGGACGGACAGGGUUUUGGACUUGGCGUUGCCUCUUACUCCUCCAAACCCGGGAAGAAGCCCAAGUCCCGGCGGAUGUGGAAGGAGCAGUUCAGCGCCAGCGCCGCCACGGCCAGGAAGGAGGGGGGCAGCAGCCCAUUGAGCGGCAAGGAUGUGGAGGUCUCGACCUCCAAGACGCAGCUGACCCCGCUCUCCAAGGACGCGGACGUCAAGGACAUGGUUCUGCGGGACCGGGAGACCUCCAACAUCGACACCCUGCCCUCGGACUCCCCCAAGGAGGAGCUCCGCCCGCCCAGGCCCAUCACCCCCCCCUCCAAGGCUGUGGCCUUCGAGGACUUUAAGAACGAGCGAGGCAGCGAGAUCAACCGCAUCUUCAAGGAAAACAAGUCCAUCCUCAACGAGCGCAGGAAGCGGGCCAGCGAGACCACCCAGCGCAUCAACGCCAUCAAGAGGGAGAUGGACGAGACCAGGGAGGCGCUGGACGCCCAGAAGGCCCUGCGGGAGAAGCAAGGCGAGUAUGAGAAGAAGGGGCUGAUCAUCAUCGACGAGGAGGAGUUCCUGCUGAUCCUGAAGCUCAAAGACCUCAAGAAGCAGUACCGGGCCGAGUACCAGGACCUGCGCGACCUGAGGGCUGAGAUCCAGUACUGCCAGCACCUGGUGGACCAGUGUCGCCACCGCCUGCUCACAGAAUUUGAAAUCUGGUACAAUGAGUCCUUCUUCAUCCCGGAGGACAUGCAGGCAGCCCUGACGCUGGGCAGCAGCGUCCGGCCAGGCAUGGUGCCCGUCAGCAGGAUUGUGUCUCUGGGAGAAGACGACCAGGACAAGUUCAGCCAGCUGCAGCAGGACGUGCUGCCCGAGGGCCCCGAGUCCAUCUCCUUCUACAAUGCCAAGGUCAAGAGGGAACAGAAGCACAGCUACUUGAAGUCCACGAUGGGCCUUCCGAGGGCGCAGAGGAGAUAG